Gorilla gorilla gorilla (western lowland gorilla) is the source of this 1908-nucleotide messenger RNA. RefSeq names its product zonadhesin-like. NCBI's taxonomy places the organism in Eukaryota, Metazoa, Chordata, Mammalia, Primates, Hominidae. The record is from RefSeq and is a predicted model, not a curated record. The transcript has 2 exons. Bases 550 to 1605 code for a protein of 351 amino acids.
UCCAAGGUCGAAGCCGCCGGCCGCUCACCCUCCGCGAGGCUCUGACGGACGGCGCACUUCCCAGGCUCGCGCGCACUCCCCGCCAACGGCUACCCAUCGCAGUCAGCCUCCCAGGCAUUGGGCCCGCAGCGACUCCAGCCUGCAGGCCCAGAGGCACAGUCGCUCUCCCAGUCCCCGAGGGGACAAGAGACACCUGCAGCGCGGCAAUCCCCUACACCUGUGAGGCCCCCUAAGUCCGCAAGGCCCCCUACACCUGCAACCUCCCUUCACCUACAAGAUCCCUGCACCUGCAAGGCCCCCUACACCUGCAACUUCCCUACACCUGCAAUCUCCCUACACCUGCAACCUCCAUACGCCUGCAACCUCCUUUCACCUACAAGAUCCCUAAACCUGCAACCUCCCUACACCUGAGUGAGCCUCACCCCGGCUGAGGCGCUGGCAGAAGGCGGUGCGGGUGGAGCCUUCGCCAACGUCCUGGGCCCCCUGAGUGCUGCAUGCCAGUCCUAUCAGCCGCUCGGUCAUCUGCCACCGCCCAGCAAUGGCUUCAGCAUGCAGUCCCUGCUAGGGGACUCCAGGGAGGAGCAUCCUGGCCAGGGCUGGUGCCACAGAGCAGCCCAGCUUCUGCAGGCAGCUGCUGCAUUCAGCACAGGUGAGACAUCGGCUGCCAUCAUCACCACACAUUCCAGCGUCAUCACCACACGUCCCAACGUCAUCACCACACAUCUCAGUGAUGCCGUCAUCACCACACAUUCCAGCGUCAUCACCACACAUUCCAGCGUCAUCACACGUCCCAACGUCAUCACCACACAUCUCAGUGAUGCCAUCAUCACCACACAUUCCAGCGUCAUCACCACACAUUCCAGCAUCAUCACCACACGUCUCAGCGUCAUCACCACACGUCCCAGCGUCAUCACCACACAUCUCAAUGUCAUCACCACACAUCCCAGCGUCACCACCACACAUCCCAGCGUCAUCACCACACAUCUCAAUGUCAUCACCACACAUCUCAGUGAUGCUGUCAUCACACGUCCCAGCGUCAUCACCACACGUCCCAGCGUCAUCACCACACGUCCCAGUGUCAUCACCACACAUCUCAAUGUCAUCACCACACAUCUCAGUGAUGCCGUCAUCACACGUCUCAGCGUCAUCACCGCACGUCCCAGCGUCAUCACCGCACGUCCCAGCGUCAUCACCGCACGUCUCAGCGUUAUCACCGCACGUCUCAGCGUCAUCACCGCACAUCCCAGCGUCAUCACCGCACAUCUCAAUGUCAUCACCACACAUCUCAGUGAUGCCGUCACCACACGUCCCAGCGUCAUCACCACACGUCCCAGAGUCAUCACCGCACGUCCCAGCGUCAUCACCACACAUCUCAGCGUCAUCACCGCACAUCCCAGCGUCAUCACCGCACAUCUCAAUGUCAUCACCACACAUCUCAGUGAUGCCGUCAUCACACGUCCCAGCGUCAUCACCGCACGUCCCACCGUCAUCACCGCACGUCCCAGCGUCAUCACCGCACGUCCCAGCGUCAUCACCGCACGUCCCAGCGUCAUCACCACACAUCUCAGCGUCAUCACCACACGUCCCAGCGCCACAACUCACUAGUUUUGCUUUUCCUUAAUCUCUAUUUCUGCUUGAUUUAAUAAUCGCAUACCAAUUCCUUUUUACAAAUUAGAACUUCGUAGAGAAUAGUUCUAGUAUCUUGCGUAACUGGAUAUGAACACCAUAAAAAGCCUCAACACCAGUGGGCAACCUAUUCUCACUCAUCAGAGAACUCGGAGACACAGAAACAGAAAACCAAAACAAGACCAGCCUCCUGAGGAAGGAGUAACAACUGCUCUCGGCUUCUUUCAGUGCCACAGGGCCGGCUGCGUGUGCCCGGGCCACAGGAAGGCACUUACCCAGCAU